UCUGCUUAAACUCCCGUAGCACAAUGCACUCUAAAAAUAAUUUAGAAAUUCUGGAUGAAGAUGGAUAUACUCAAUUAAACUUUAACUUGCGUGACAUCACCAGAAGACCCACGGUCUCAAAAAAAGGAAUUCAAGCGGCAUCUCCUCCUUGGCGGCUCAUUGCUGUGAUUGCGGGCACACUGUGCUUGGUUCUACUGGUGGUUGCUGCAGUCUUGGGUGCCCUGGGGAGAAGGCCAGUGGAGAGCGACAGCUUCCCCUCAAGGAGUCAUGAGAACUACAAACCCACAAAGUCAUCUUUAAGCAAGACUGUGGCUCCUUCCAAGGUUCCCCAAACCACAGGAUACUUUUCGCCGUCUUGUCCCCCUAAUUGGACUGUACAUGAGAGGAGCUGUUAUCUAUUUAGCAUGUCGCUAGAUUCAUGGAAUGGAAGUAGGAGACAAUGUUCCCAGCUGGGCUCUAGCCUACUGAAGAUAGAAAACUCCAAAGAAUUUGAUUUUAUCAAAAACCAGCUGUCGCUUCAUGGUGCUCAUUCGUUCUGGAUAGGGCUUUCUCGCCUUCCGCCCGAGGGACCAUGGCUGUGGGUGGACAGCUCGGCAUUCUCGUCCGGUUUGUUUCCUAUCAGAAGCACAGAGACCGAGAAGAACUCACUUCACAACUGUGCAUGGAUUCAUGGGUCAGAGGUUUAUAACCAAGUCUGCAAUGUUGCCUCAUUCAGUAUCUGCAAGAAGCAGCUCUCAAUGUGAGGUGGGCAGAGAAGAGAUAAGCAGGUGAGACUGUACAAAGGGCAAACCCGUGCACACACAGAGGAAACAAGACCUGGAUGAGGACGAGAAAACACAACAGAAAAGAGUGAUGUUGGAGGUCAAAGUAAUAGCCGAAAACGUUAGGAGACCCGCUGAACUUAAAUCCUCAUUGAGAACUGGAUAAAGAGAC
Molecule: messenger RNA, 933 nt
Organism: Jaculus jaculus (lesser Egyptian jerboa)
Lineage: Eukaryota; Metazoa; Chordata; Mammalia; Rodentia; Dipodidae
Product: C-type lectin domain family 7 member A
Exons: 6
Coding region: 24-743 (239 amino acids)
Biological process (GO): positive regulation of cell population proliferation; positive regulation of cell migration; positive regulation of killing of cells of another organism
Cellular component (GO): cell surface
Molecular function (GO): (1->3)-beta-D-glucan binding; pattern recognition receptor activity
Source: RefSeq, a predicted model, not a curated record